AUGAAUUCUCUAAUGAAGUUAUUUAGAACAGUGAAUAGAAGUACCCCCUUGGGCCUCAAAACUUUAAGUGUACCACAGCAACAGUUUAUUAAAAUGUCAGCGAAUGCAUCCAUAUCUCAAAUACAAAGAGAAAAAGAUACUUUUCAGGAUCUUUUGCCAAGUAUCAUGGAUACGAUUGUUACUAGCACAAAGUUUACUGAGGUUCCAGAAGUUGCUAGUUGGACUAAAAAGGUACUGGAAUAUAACUUACAAGGUGGCAAAAAAACAAGAGGUCUUAUCACAACAUACACAUACGAAAGUGUUGAAGAUCCACAAAAUAUUACAGAAGAAUCACUAAAAAUCAGCAGAGUAGUGGGAUGGUGUGUUGAGAUGUUGCACGCUUAUUUCUUAGUUAUGGACGACAUAAUGGAUGGCUCGACGAAACGUCGUGGCGUGCCUUGUUGGUACAAACUGCCUAACAUAGGCCUCGGUGCCAUCAACGAUGCCAUUCUAAUACAAGCAUGUAUAUAUGAAGUGAUGAACACGUAUUGUAAACAUAUGCCGCAGUACACACAUCUCAUGAAUUUGCUUAACGAGGCUCUUCUAUAUACGUCAGCCGGGCAACACCUUGACUUCACAAUGGCGCAUCGCAACAAAAACGAUUACAGUAUGUUCACAUUGGAAAGGUACAGUUCUAUAGUGAAGUACAAGACAUCAUAUUACACACUAAAACUGCCGGUAUGCUUGGGAUUAGCUCUAGCGAAUAAACUAGAGCGAGAAACACACAACCAGGCAGAGAAAAUAUGCUUCGAAAUUGGUCAUUUGUUUCAAAUGCAGGACGAUUUCAUAGAUUGCUUCGGUGUGGAAAAAGUGACGGGAAAAAUAGGUACAGACAUACAGGAGGGUAAAUGUUCUUGGCUAGCGGUGCAAGCGUUACAGCGGUGUAAUGAUAAACAAAGGAAAGUAUUCGCAGCCUGCUAUGGCAGUUCAGAACCGGCACAUAUAGAAAGAAUUAAACGAUUAUAUGAAGAAUUGAACCUGCCCAAGAUAUAUCGUGAGGAGGAAAAGGCAAGACACGACGCGGUCGUACGACACGUACAACAGUUCCCAUCCGAUACGAUAUCCCCCGAUCUCUUCUUGAAGCUACUCAAUAUGAUAUACGACAGACAAAAA
Molecule: messenger RNA, 1152 nt
Organism: Brenthis ino (lesser marbled fritillary)
Lineage: Eukaryota; Metazoa; Arthropoda; Insecta; Lepidoptera; Nymphalidae
Source: the annotation of a GenBank genome assembly